Molecule: messenger RNA, 617 nt
Organism: Tarenaya hassleriana
Lineage: Eukaryota; Viridiplantae; Streptophyta; Magnoliopsida; Brassicales; Cleomaceae
Product: cell wall / vacuolar inhibitor of fructosidase 2
Exons: 2
Coding region: 1-471 (156 amino acids)
Molecular function (GO): enzyme inhibitor activity
Source: RefSeq, a predicted model, not a curated record
AUGGGUGUGUACGUGAUGAUUUUUAAGGCGGGAAUGAACACAAAGUACUUCGACCUCUGCGUCUCUGCUCUCAAAUCCGAUCCAAGAAGCUCAACUGCCGACGCGAAGGGCCUCGCCGGAAUCAUCGCCGGAAACGCCACAGCCACCGCCAACGCCACCGCCGCGUAUCUCUCCGGCCAACUCUACCGCUCUGUGAACGACACCGUUUUGAAGAAGGCCGUCAAAGAAUGUGGAGACAAGUACUCACUCGCCGCCGAUUCUCUCCGGCUCUGUGUUCAGGAUUUGGUCGAUGAGGAUUAUGACUACGCUUACAUUCACGUCACGGCUGCGGCGGAGUAUCCUAACAGCUGCCGGAAUAUUUUCCGGCGUAGCAAGGGCCUGGUUUAUCCGGCGGCUAUUCGCCGGAGAGAGGAGGAUCUGAAACGCAUUUGUGUCGUUGCGUCGGGCAUUAUUGAUAGUCUUGGUGAAUGAUUUUCCUCCUUUAUAUAACUUGUAAGCUUUAUGUUUUUAGUUUCAUUAUAAGUUUAAUUAGUUCCAAUAAGGUUUUUAUUUUAUAAUUUAAUCAUAAUUUUAUGAAUUUGAUUUUGGAAUUAAAAUCCGAAAUCGCCAUCCUCAGA